UUGUUUUAUACAAGUGCGAAGUGCCUGAGAAAUAUUAGCCCCCGUUUGCAGGCUGCAGCAGCGAAUAGAGAAUGGCGGAGACGCAGCUCGGCGGCGUGGAAAUAUCGGAAGGCAUUGCCGGAAUGUCUAAAAAUGAGCUUUACCACAUCAUGUCUCAGAUGAAGGCAUUGAUUGAAAAAAAUCAGAAACAAGCCAGAGACAUUCUUGUUUCUAGUCCUUCAUUAACUCGCAAUCUCUUUCAGGCACAGAUAAUGCUUGGAAUGGUAAAGCCUGCUGAAGUGAUUCAAGGCAUUCCACAAGCAUCACAGAAUUCUCGGGAACCAUCAAAAUCAUCUCAGCAAUCUGAUGUCGAGGCAACUUCAACAAAAGAUGGUCAAGUUGAUGUAGAGGAUCAAAGAAGUGCAUGCGAGGCACAAGAUACUACAAUUAAACCACAACAAAAACAAACUAUAAUGCCAUUGCCAUCCUCUGCUACUCCUUCUUUAAGCGUUCAAUCCCAAACUCAACCAUCACAUCCUUUACAAUCAUGGCAGCAGCCUAUGGAGCAUGUAAGUUUUGAAGCAACAGCAGUAUCGCUAUCGCAACCCCCUCAGGUUCAAAAUUUCCAUCCUGCAAUUCAAGCGGCUACACAUCACACCCCAACUCAGUCACAACAACCAUUACACAUUAGUGGUAUAUCCCACAUGCAGCUCCAACCACCAUCGCAACCACAACAAAUAUCACCUUUCAAUCCAGCAUUUUGUCAUCAAACUCACUCUCAAAUGGGACUAAAUGGAGGUUUGCAGCAACCUGGUGCACCUCAGAUGCAUCAUGCACGACCCAUGUUUCAUUCAGGGCAUCAACAUCUGGCUACCAUGGGGCCUUUGCUUUCUCAGGGACAUCCAAUACCUACUCACCAACCAACUUCAUACCAGGGAGGAACUCCACAUAUACGGACGGAAAUUAAUCAAGUGCAAGCAGAUAGAGGACCUCCUUGGAUAACUGGCGCAAGGGACCCAACAGGAACACCACUUUUACCAGGAAUUCCGCAUUAUGGCUUCCAGAUUGGUACUGGCAGUCACCCACCUCGUCCCCAACCGCUAAGUCCUGGCAUGGAAACAGCACUACUUCAGCAGGUCAUGAGCCUGACACCUCAGCAAAUUAAUCUCCUCCCUGCAGACCAAAGAAAUCAGGUGCUUCAGCUCCAGAUGGCACUGCGCCAGUGAGGGAGUUCUUGAUUGUUAGAUUUUAAUAUGAUAUCCAUAGAUAUAUCAUCUUGCUAUACAAUUUAGAUUUAGUAUUACAGCACACUAAGAUCAGAGCAGAAAUCUUUACAUUAUUGUUCUUUUGUGCAUUACUGCAUACUUGCAAAUUGUGAUAAUUGAGUUUUCAAGUUACAUUAUGAAUACAGAGUUAUUGACUGCUUAUGUU
This is a messenger RNA of Daucus carota subsp. sativus, 1410 nucleotides long. Its product is annotated as cleavage stimulating factor 64. The record is from RefSeq and is a predicted model, not a curated record. Gene Ontology annotation, biological process: mRNA 3'-end processing. The transcript has 7 exons. NCBI's taxonomy places the organism in Eukaryota, Viridiplantae, Streptophyta, Magnoliopsida, Apiales, Apiaceae. The coding region runs from base 72 to 1205 and encodes 377 amino acids.